AUGUUUCUGGCCAAAAGAGAAUUGCACACUUCAAUACGGUUAGCUGCCAGAACCAGAUACACAAAGCCCAAACCAAAGCAGCCGGUUGGCAAGCCUAUUGCGAAUUUGGCUCAGAAAGCACAUCACAGCAAUGAUUUGCGUGUUACGGCACCCAUCCCGCCUGCUACGUCAAAUGUUCAGGUUCCUGACGAUCAUCCUUUAUGGCAGUUUUUUGCGGACAAAAAGUACAUGCGAAAGUUCGAUGAACUAGAUACCGAUUCGAGACCUUGGACGGUGGCGGAAUUAAGAAGAAAAUCGUUUGAUGACCUCCAUUCGCUGUGGUACACAUGUUUGAAGGAAAGAAACGUCUUGGCCAGAGAAAACCAUUUGUUAAGAAACGACAUAGGAUCUAAUCAAGAAAUCUAUGAAACCGUGGCCGAGAAGAUUAGAACUACGAUGUGGAGGAUAAGGCAUGUUUUGAGCGAACGGGAUCAUGCUUUUGACAAGGCCCAGAAAGAUUUUGAUAAAUACCGCGAGGGCUUUCUACAAGAUUUUGAGCAAGAAUUUUUGGCUACUCCGGCUUCCGAGGAUCAACAAGCAUUUGAAAAGCUUGCACGUCUGCAAUUCAGCAUCUUUGGCAUCAGUGAAUAUAUCGACGAAAACCGGGUCGAUCGCAAGUUUGUCGAUGGAAUGAAGUAUGUUGCAACCCUAAAAUUGAAAAGAUUUGCGGCAAGGAACGCAGAUAUCGAGUCUAUCUUAGAAGGAUCGAACUACAGUAUUUCAGAUGCCGGUGAGGCGUUUGUGAUAUUUACGGCAGAAAAUACUGAAAGCGCUGCCGUUGAAGCCUGUCAGGUCGUUCAAGAGCUUCGUGAAAAGAAGUCAACUGUAAAAAGGUACGACGAACUCGACACUGUUGGCGAAUACGUCCAGAAAUUGGCUGCUGCCCAAGCAGAGCAAGCAGCUGUCACCACUGCUGAACUCUGA
Lachancea mirantina is the source of this 963-nucleotide messenger RNA. The record is from the annotation of a GenBank genome assembly. NCBI's taxonomy places the organism in Eukaryota, Fungi, Ascomycota, Saccharomycetes, Saccharomycetales, Saccharomycetaceae.